UGGUACAAAUAGCUCCAUAGCCAGUAUGGUGUCCAUCUCAGUGUGGUUCACAUCUGAGCUUGAGUAUGGAAUUGUACUCAUGCUGUCUGAAUUACUUUAUGUAGACUGGCAGGUUGUGGCAGACAAUCAUUGUGACAUAUUGUUUCUUCAGUUCCUACUUUAUCCAGUUGUGUUACUCUUGCCACCCUUUACUUGGGGCUUUAGCUUCACCUUUCAUAAAGUGAGAAUCUAUGGAGAUCACAUUAUGCUGAAAAUUCAUGUUACAGUCUUUUAUUUUUACUCAUCAAAUGUGACAUUACAUUUUUUUGUCAGGUAACAAUGACAAGUAACACAGUAAAAGUUGAUGAAAAUAGAAGUAAGCGUAGAAAGGAGAUGGAGAAUGAAGCUUCAGAAAGUCCUCAGUUGUCCUCCCUGGAAAGACCAGACUUGGCUCUUUCUGAAAGUUCACAGUCACUUUACAAACCUGAAGCACUGGAAAAGGUUUUAAAUGUUCUAAAGGAUGUUCUGCCGAGCCCACAACAGGAGCCGGUCACCUUCAGCAACCGGAAGGGUUUGCAAUGCAUCUCCCCACUGAUGAGAAGUGUGGAACAGACUCCUCAGCCCAUCCUGACAAAGGUCAAAGGGCACAUUCCCAAGUGGCUUAAUGGUAGCCUGCUAAGGAACGGGCCUGGGAAGUUUGAGUUUGGAAAGGAGAAAUUUAACCAUUGGUUUGAUGGCAUGGCCCUGCUGCAUCAGUUCCAACUGGAAAACGGCAUCGUGACUUACAGGAGCAAGUUCCUGCAGAGUGAUUCCUAUGUGACUAACAGCCGGCACAAUCGGAUCAUGGUCUCGGAGUUUGGAACCCUGGCUAUGCCGGACCCAUGCAAGAGCAUCUUUGGGCGCUUCAUAUCGUGGUUUGAGAUGCCACGGCCAACGGAUAACUCCAGUGUGAACUACGUGGUGUACAAGGGAGACUAUUAUGUCAGCACGGAGACCAACUUCAUGCACAAAGUGGAUCCAGAAACCCUGGAAACCAAGGAGAAGGUGGACUGGAGCAAAUUCGUUGUGGUGAACGGAGCAACAGCCCAUCCACAUUAUGAGCCUGAUGGGACAGCAUACAACAUGGGCAACUCUUAUGGGAAACAUGGGUCCAGCUAUAACAUUAUUCGGAUUCCUCCGCAGAAGUCAAACUGCGAUGACACGUUGCAGGGAGCAAAAGUUUUGUGCUCCAUCGCUCCAGCUGAGAAGAUGAAACCCUCCUACUAUCACAGCUUUGGAAUGAGUGAGAACUACAUGGUUUUCACUGAGCAGCCCAUCAAGAUUAAUCUGUGUCGGGUCAUCACAUCCAAGUUCCUUGGGAAGCCCAUUGCUGAUGGGAUAAACUGGGAGCCGCAGUACAAAACCCGCUUCCACGUGGUGAAUAAGCACACGGGAGAGCUGCUUCCGGGGCAGUUUUACAGCAAGCCAUUUGCUACUUUCCAUCAUAUCAACGCCUUUGAAGAUCAGGGCUGUGUGAUCCUUGACCUGUGCUGCCAGGAUGAUGGAAGGAACCUACAAACUUACCAGCUCCAAAACCUGUGCAAAGCUGGGGAGGGUCUGGAUGAGGUCUAUAACUCGACAGCCAGAGCUUUCCCCCGCCGCUUUGUUCUACCACUGAAUGUGGAUUCAAGCGUGCCCGUGGGGCAGAACCUCAGCCCAUUGUCCUAUACGUCAGCGAGUGCUGUGAAAGAGGUAGAUGGGACGGUCUGGUGCAUGCAUGAAAAUCUCCAUUCUGAGGACCUGGAGGAGGUAGGGGGCCUGGAGUUCCCCCAGAUUAACUACUCACGGUGCAACGGCAAGAAGUACCGCUUCUUCUACGGCUGCGGCUUUCGGCACCUGGUGGGGGAUUCGCUGAUCAAGAUGGAUACAGAAACCAAGAAAAUGAAGAUUUGGCAAGAGGAUGGAUUCUAUCCUUCAGAGCCUGUGUUUGUGCCAGUGCCUAAAGCCACUGCAGAAGACAGUGGAGUCAUUCUGUCCGUAGUGGUCACACCCUUGCAGAACCAAAACACUUUCCUGCUUGUCCUGGAUGCAGAGACCUUCAGCGAACUGGGCCGCGCAGAAGUCCCAGUGAAAAUGCCUUAUGGAUUCCAUGGCAUCUUUGUCCCACGUUAAUGGAGAAGCCUGCUACCUCGUACAAGAAGCUCCUGGCCUCUUGGAGCUCAGGGCUAGGUGAAGCCAAAUGUGAAUCUCUGCUUUUCCUUUCCUUUCACUCUUGCAUUGUGCCUUUGGUGAAGGAACUGCCUCUGUAGCCCCCAAGCCUGUUCUCUGCUGCUGCAGUAUUAUUAAAGCUAAUACUGUGCAAGGCGAUAGCACCUUCUCCAGAAGAGCCCAUUGCCUUGGCUCACUCUAAUGUCCUGCUCUGCCGGUCUGCUGUAACCCCCAGGCUGCCAUGAGCUGAGCAGGCAAGGGAGGCAGCAGGUGCCAAGAGAGCCCACUUCUUCCCAGCACCAAUGUGCUCUGAGCGGGAGAGGCCAGUCAGCAGCUCUGCUCAGAGUGGUGGCUUUGGCUGUAGUGCACAAAGCGAAAGACGAGACAGGAUCAAGGGAAGGAGGGAAAAUUGCCUCUUCCGAGUCCCAAGUGUGCCACUGCUCCUUCAGGAAACUGUCUCAACUCAGCCAGGAAGAGCAGAGAGGGUGCUGCCCCACUUGGCAGCUGGAAAAGGUCAGUUCCAGUUUGUGCAAACAUCACACCUCAAAGAAAAAGAAUGACACCUUCCUCCGUGCUGCCAUUGAAACGCUACAUAUGUUAAACCAUGCCAUUGCCACGUACCCCUAGUGAAACCAGUGUGGGUCAAACACCCCUCUAUUGUGUCCCUGCCACGCCCCCUAGUGAAACCAGCAUGGGGCAAACACACCUUGACAUAUGCCCACAGCAAAACUACUGUGAGUCAAACAUGCCCCUGACACCUUCCUGUCAUGUCCCCCAGUGAAACCAGCAUGGAUCAAACAUGCCUCUGACAUACUCCUGCUACACCCCCCAGUGCAACCAGCAUGAGUCAAAUGCCCCUGACAUGCCCCCACCCCAGUGAAACCAGCAAGAAUCAAAUAUGCCCCCACACCACAUCCUGUCGUGAAAUCAGCGUGGGUCAAACACAUCCCUGUCACACCCCCGUUAUGCCCCUGACAAUCCACAGUGAAACCAGCAGGUGACAAACACAGCUAUUUUUAUUUUUCUGCUUAGGCACACUUAGAAGGCAUUGCAUCAAUUGACCUUCCUCCGGUCAAAUAUAACUGUCAUUCAUUCAUCUUUCAGAUAGAUGGGCAAGUCUCUUAUGUUCAGAUGCUUUAGUUGUGGUGGGAGGGUGAAGAGAAAACAGGUUGGUUGGUUGUGGAGGCCACAUACAGCAGCUUAUCUGUCUGGCUGUACUAAUAAAAGACUGCUCACCAUGAUUGGUA
Gopherus flavomarginatus (Mexican gopher tortoise) is the source of this 3413-nucleotide messenger RNA. RefSeq names its product beta-carotene oxygenase 2 (gene BCO2). NCBI's taxonomy places the organism in Eukaryota, Metazoa, Chordata, Testudines, Testudinidae. The transcript is spliced from 13 exons. The record is from RefSeq and is a predicted model, not a curated record. Gene Ontology annotation, molecular function: carotenoid dioxygenase activity; ubiquinone binding; beta-carotene 15,15'-dioxygenase activity. The coding region runs from base 319 to 2130 and encodes 603 amino acids. Gene Ontology annotation, biological process: tricarboxylic acid cycle; mitochondrial electron transport, succinate to ubiquinone; carotene catabolic process. Gene Ontology annotation, cellular component: mitochondrial envelope; mitochondrion; membrane.